Messenger RNA from Nicotiana attenuata, 1570 nucleotides. Its product is annotated as RING-H2 finger protein ATL74-like. Gene Ontology annotation, molecular function: transferase activity. Gene Ontology annotation, biological process: protein ubiquitination. Bases 421 to 975 code for a protein of 184 amino acids. Lineage: Eukaryota; Viridiplantae; Streptophyta; Magnoliopsida; Solanales; Solanaceae. The record is from RefSeq and is a predicted model, not a curated record. The transcript is spliced from 2 exons.
AAUUCUUGGUUUUUUAGAGGUAGCAAUCAAAUAAUUACACUCGACUCUCCAUUUAUCUCUUCCCUUUCAUUACCACCCCGAAAAGUAGACCAAAGAUAAAACACAAAGCCCCCACCACUUGUUCUUUAUAGUAUUAUACCUCCAUCUUCCCUAUCAUAAAGUCUCAGAAUUCACAAUUAGCGCUUCCAAGAAUUUGAUGAAGGCUACAGGGAAGAGGAGAAAUUAAGAUUAAUUUCAUCUCCUUUGUCAUUUGGUUUACACUUAAAUUAGCUUAGUCCAGUGGCAAAUUUCUAGUUAUUUUGCAUAACUAGCCCCAUCAUAGUAUAUUCAACAUUUCUGCCAAGAAUUGGGUUAUAUUCUGCAAUUUCCUGCUACAAAUCAAACCCAAGAUUAGGAAUUCGAAGGUCAAGUUUGUAAAUUAUGGGGGUUUAUCAUCGUCCUUACCGGCUACUUGUUGAUCCUCGUCCAGUUGUGCCACCUAGCACUACUAUAAGCAAACCACACCAUGGCUACUCAAACGAAGCAAAUUUUGAUACCAAUAUGGUGAUCAUUUUAGCAGCUCUACUUUGUGCAUUAAUAUGUGCUCUUGGUUUAAAUUCAAUUGUGAAAUUAGCUUUGCGCUGUAGCCGGAGAUUCGCUUUCGAGUCAGAAAAUGCAACGGUUGCACGCUUAGCUGCGACAGGGCUGAAAAAGAGUACGCUAAGGCAACUUCCAGUGACAGUUUAUGGAUCAGGAGUUAAUAUUCCGGCAACGGAUUGUCCAAUUUGUCUUGGCGAAUUUAUGGAUGGUGAGAAAGUAAGAGUUUUGCCGAGAUGUCACCAUGGUUUUCAUGUCAAGUGUAUAGAUAUUUGGUUGGCUUUACAUUCUUCUUGUCCAACUUGCCGACAAUCGCUACUGGAACAGAACACAACGAUAUCCUCUGAUGUUGAAACUGGAUUUAGACAACAACCUGGAACUGCUGAGGAGGUUGGUUAAUUUGCAGUACCUCUUUGUUUCAAGGGGGAAAAAUAGACAAGGCAUUUGAUUAUUCCAAUCUUUGUACUACUUGUCUUCAAAAGAAAAUUUGCUUAAUCUUUUGUAUGUAGAAGGUGGUCGUAGCAUCACAAAUUCUAGGCUAUGUGGUGGAGUUAAGGUUUCUAACUCUUGUGUUGACUGCCAUCCCAUGAUGUUGCUCUAAGAAGAUAGAAGGACUUUUUGGUGAUUUGGAUGACUAAACGCAGAGUCCAUUCUCCUUUCUGUUGGGUUCUUGCAAUUGCAUACGCACAAGGGAAUUAAUGAAUGCUAUUAAAUUUUGUCUGAAGCUCAACUUGAUUAGGCUCUUGUAUAUUUAUUUCACAUGUCAUGUUUGUUUUGUGAUUCAAAUAUCAUGAACUGCAAUCAACACUACUUCAACUGCUACUUGUGUAACUAGCAGUUGAUUUGAUGGGGCACAUCACAUUCAAAUAUGUAUUAUUAGCCACAAGGAACAGAAGGCAUCAUCAGCAUGUGCUAAAAGAUUGGAAUCUUUCUUCCCUUCUCAUCACUUGGCCUGGCCCCAAUAGUAAUGAAUGUUUCAGUGUUCAACCUUUUA